UCCGCCCCCUGCUCGCGCCGCCGCCGCGAGCGGGAGGAGGAGGAGGAGGAAGGAGGAGGGAGAGAAGAAGGGAGGGAGGCAGGUCCGGCGGCCCUCUCGGGUACCCCCAGCGGCGAGGGAAAGAUGGCGACACUGGGAGGCGAGUCGCAGCCCUUCCCCUCUGCUGCUCUGGCGGCGGCGGCCGGGGUGGGCGGCGGCGGCGGCGGCAGCGGGGCGCUGGGUCUGCAGGCGCCGCUGAACCGCGGUCUGGAGCGGGCGCUGGAGGAGGCGGCGCACUCCGGGGGGCUCAACCUGAGCGGCAGGAAGCUGAAGGAGUUCCCGCGCAGCGCCGCCACCCUCAGCCACGACCUCUCCGACACGGUGCGGGCAGAUUUAUCCAAGAAUAGGUUAACUGAAGUUCCUACGGAGUUGUGCCAUUUUGUGUCUCUGGAAACACUAAAUCUAUACCACAAUUGUAUCAAAGUUAUACCAGAUGCCAUAAUAAACUUGCAAAUGCUGACUUACUUAAAUUUGAGUCGAAAUCAGCUUUCUUCUUUGCCAGCUUGCCUGUGUGGUCUUCCUCUAAAAGUCUUAAUUGCAAGUAACAAUAAGCUAGGUUCCCUUCCAGAAGAGAUAGGUCAGCUAAAACAGUUAAUGGAAUUGGAUGUCAGCUGUAAUGAAAUCACAGCUUUACCACAGCAAAUAGGCCAGUUGAAAUCCUUAAGAGAACUGAAUGUCAGAAGAAAUUACCUCGAAGUUUUACCCCAAGAACUAGUACAGCUUCCCUUGGUAAAGUUUGACUUUUCCUGCAAUAAAGUGCUUGUGAUUCCAAUUUGUUUUAGAAAGAUGGUGCAGUUACAAGUAUUACUGCUUGAGAAUAAUCCUUUACAAUCUCCACCAGCACAAAUUUGUACAAAGGGUAAGGUGCAUAUAUUCAAAUAUCUGACUGUACAAGCCUGUCAGAUUAAAACAGCAGACUCGCUGUAUCUUAAUGCCAUAGAACCACAGCAUUUGCCACAACCUGUGGAGGAGAGCAUUGAUGACAUCUACCCAAGUAAAAAAGACUCAGAUUCAGGUGUUGGUAGUGACAAUGGUGAUAAACGUUUGUCAGCAACAGAGCCAUCUGAUGAAGAUACUAUCAGCUUUAAUGUUCCAAUGUCGGACAUUGUGGAAGAAGAUCAUAUUAUAAAGGAUGAUUCAGGUCACCAUGCUAACUCAAGAAAAGUGGAAUUCCAUCAAGGAUCUUCACGUGCGUUUGUCAAUGAUAAGUCACGAGAACCAGGAAACCAGUUUGAUGAAUCGGAUACUCUUACUUCUGAAUUUAUGAGCUACAUUAAGAGCAGAGCAGCGGAGUGUGAUGAAUUAUUGAGAAUAGAAGAGGACACGCAAUGGCAAGCAGACGAAAUAAUAAGUUUAUCAGAAGAACAAACUAUUGAUAUAGCAAUGAUAGAACAACUAAGAGAAGCAGUAGAUUUAUUACAAGAUUCCAACAGUGGUCAAAUGCAGAUGGACAUGGCUUCUUUUGGUCAGACAGAAGAGUUAUUUACCUUACAGAGAGAAAAUGCUGAAGAGGAACUGGAAUUCCAGAGGAGGAGGGAGUUGAUUAUGGAGAAAGCAAAGCCUGAAGCGAGAACAUGUGAACAGGGUGAAAAAUGGUCACUGAGCCAGAAUGAUCUAAUUGUUUGGAACUCAAGUGGGCAAGCCUCUCACAAUGAGAAUAAGGAUAAAAGCCCGACAAUGUCUCCUACUGCAAACACCACAAUCCCUUUUGGCCUGAAGCCACGAUCAGUGUUCUUAAGACCACAAAGAAACUUGGAAUCAAUAGAUCCACAGUUCACAAUUCGAAGGAAAAUGGAGCAGAUGAGAGAAGAGAGAGAGCUUGUGGAGCAGCUACGUGAGAACAUAGAAACAAGACUAAAGAUUUGUUUGCCAGAAGACCUGGGCUCGGCUCUGAUGGAUGGUGUCGUUCUGUGCCAUUUAGUAAAUCACGUUCGCCCUCGGUCUGUCGGGAGUAUUCAUGUACCCUCACCAGCAGUACCUAAACUUAGCAUGGCCAAAUGCAGGAGAAACGUGGAAAACUUUCUGGAUGCAUGUAGAAAACUGGGGAUACCAGAGGAGAAGCUCUGCCUACCACAUCACAUCCUAGAAGAAAAGGGCUUGGUAAAAGUGAGCAUAACAGUUCAAGCAUUGCUAGAUGUAACCACAGUGAAACAAGCUUUAUUCACAUGAAACUACUCUCUCUGCUGUUACCAGCUACACUGUGCCAUGAAAGAAUCAAAAAACUGCCCGUUUUUUCAAACUGCAUUGAAAACAAACCCAGUACUCCAAGAGUAUUCUUACAAUUUUAAACCCAUGUUUCAGACUGUACGUGUGUGUCGAACUACAAAGCAGAAACUGAACAGAAGCAUUUUCUAGAGGAAGUUGGCGCUUCACUGCUUUUAUAGCUCACUUUGUACAGCACUUACUAAAACCACCACCUCUCUGCCACUUAAAAUCAUGUGGAGGACACAGCUGUCUUGCAGCAAGAUACCUUUGUAUUACUAAACUAAGAAUCACUGUAAUCACCUGGGGGAGGGAGAAGGGAGAGUAAAUCAGACUGCUACCACCUUAGGUUUUUCUGCAGUUGCUUCAGGCUAUUGCCUUUUAAAAAUAUCCAGACAUAAAAUAUUUAUAUAAAUAUUAUUUAUUAGUGAGUUGUUAUUCAUCCUUUGGAUGCAAAAUGUAAAUUAGGAAACUGUAUUUUAUUACUGCUUUUUUUGUGGUUAAACACUUUAUUUUAAUAUAAAUACUUAGUUAUUUUUUAUUCUACUUGGUGUGCAGUAGCUCUAGAUCUCCGUAAAUUGUAUUUUCUAAUAUGUAAGAUAAAAAGCAAACAAAAUAGGUGCUUCUAUUAAAAGAACAGCUAGCUGGAAUGGCAUUCUUUAUUUCUUGAAUCUGUGUAACAUUGGUAAAAAAUUGUCUGCAUUCCAUUGAGUUUCCUACAUUCCAGUAACACCUCUCCCCUCACUAGACUAAAUUGGCUGAAAGUGAAAGCACACCCAAUUUAUUUGUAUAUAGAUGUUUAAAAACAAAAAAACUAAAGGAAAUAUGUAAACUUGAAAAAUAAAUGUGAAAAAAUAUUUUUAAUUGCUUAUUUUACUAUGCACAAGACAUUUAACUUUUGCCACAACAAAACGAAUUAUGUGCAUUAGGAUCAUGUGUCUUGAAAUGUAAUUUUGCACUGUAACUUGAUUUCUUUUAAAGAUUACAGCACUACAGAACAAAUAGUAAAAAAUAGCACAAGAAGGUUACCAAGAUUCACCAGGUAGUCAAAAACUUAGCUUGUUUUCUUCAGUGAUUCCUUCAGGAGGAGAUAAAUUGAUUGAAAUUGCCAAAGGCAGUCUCAAAGACCUGACCUUCCAGAUCCAAACAUGCCUGGGUACAGUGCUUCUCUUUAAAAGUAUCCUCAGAAUUAAGCACAAUGUUCUGUAGUGCACAUUUGCAGCAUCAGACCUCUACUUCCACGUCAGCAAUAGGAAAUAAAAGUUCUUCUCCUUAUCGCCAUUUUACAUUUUUCAAAAAGAGAUUUUUAAAAGCAUAAUUUAUCAUUAAGACAUCAUAUGUUUCAGAUCCAAAAGUUCCAGCACAGUGAUUCUUCUGCUACCUGAAACAUCCCGUUUUCAUUCACACAAGAAGCCAGUGAUGGGAUUUGGGCAAGCAGGAUGGGGCAGCUGCAUGUGGUGAAAAGGGAAGCUGGCUGGGGACACAUAAGCAGGGAGUUUGAAAUGUAGAGUAGCAAAAAAAAAAGAGGCAAGGGGGCAGAAGGACUAAAUAUUUAAGUGAGAGGAUGUGGAGAGAACUGUUGCAUGAAGGCUUUUGGGCAGAGUUGCUGCACACUUGUCACUACCCCCUCUCGAGGCAGCUGCACACACGUUCACAGUGAAUUCUGUGAGCACUGCAUUCAGACCCAGCCCUGCUCAGCAGCAGAUCUGGUGUGCUUCAGACGCUGUCUGAACGCAGAACACACACUUCAACACCACCACUUGCUAACGGGCUGGGAGGUAGAGACAGCAACGUGUGAGGAGGAGGAGGAGGAGGAAAGUGGACUCGCAGACAAUGAGACAGACAGUAUGCAUGGAACAUCCAGUUACUUCAACCAAAGCAAAACCAUUUAUUUUUUAGAGGGAACAUUGACUUAAAUUUUAAUUUGAUUGGCAGCUAGCAUUUUGUUUCCUAUAAAUGUACUGUGCACUUUAACACUAAAUGAAAAUGUAUUUUAAUAUUUUACAGAGCUGCACAAAUAUCUGUUUUGUCAAAAAGCACGAGCAAUGUAAAAAAAAUAAGUUUUCAAGUCAGAGUUUAUUGAAUUUUAAAAGCAUUCAAGGAUCAAGUAUAAAAAUAGGAAUAUUGAUUUCUGCAUCUUAAGGGAUAAAAUGCAGGUUUCCUGAGUAUUUUUUUACAAUGUAUAUAUGGCAACAUGAAGCUUUGUAAUUAUUAUUAUUUUGACAAAUCUUGUUUUUUCAUAAUUAAAAUUUUGUUUUUCUCCUGAUAGUGUCUUUCAGUAUUUGCUUGAAGUUGGCUGUAAAUAAAUAGCUCGUAAGUAUUUUGUAAUACAGCUUUUUUUAUGCAGUCUUAACCUGUAUGGCUAAAAAGAGAAUCUUCAUGAUCCUUUGUACAAUAUUUAUAUGUGCAAUAAAACAUGCAUGGCAAAUCUGUAAUACCCUCCACAGUGAAAAUAAUGUAUAUAGAAAAUCUUUACUGUAGUUACAAUUAAACUAUAUUAUUUGCA
Molecule: messenger RNA, 4747 nt
Organism: Poecile atricapillus (Black-capped chickadee)
Lineage: Eukaryota; Metazoa; Chordata; Aves; Passeriformes; Paridae
Gene: LRCH1
Product: leucine rich repeats and calponin homology domain containing 1
Exons: 19
Coding region: 124-2208 (694 amino acids)
Molecular function (GO): protein binding
Source: RefSeq, a predicted model, not a curated record